AUGUCGACCCAAUCUCCUCAUCCUCCGACCCCCAAGGGUUCGCGCAACAACCGCCGUCCACAGAAGAAGAAUAUGACUCCUCAAGCUCCGAAACCAGGUCUCCUCUCGACCCCGCCAUCAUCUCCACCGCGGAAUAUGAGCCCAGCCGGGGCCCAAACGGAUUCAAACACCAUGUCGAAGAAGAAGCCUGCGCGAUCUACAAAGAAACCGCGCGAUAACAAGGCUCCUCCGGCCCCAACCAACGGAUAUCAGAAUAACAACGGUUAUUACCAGAAUAAUGGGUAUCAAAGUAAUGCCCAACGACAACCCCCGACGCAGGCUGUUACGUCCCCUCAAAUGAAAGACAGUGCAGCCUAUGCAGGCCCUACGUUCCACGCAUCUCCCGCUCCUUCGGCGCUUCCCAUGCCCAGCUUUUUCUCCAAGUCAGCUCCUGAUUCAGAUCUCGUACCACCGAUCGAGACUGAGACCGACAGCGAUACCGCGGAGAAUGAACCCGAAUUGGACGUGACUCCCUCUAAACCUCGCAGCCGCCCCCAAACGACAGGCAACGAACCGAAACCCACUCCUCUGGACUUUCUAUUCCAGGCUGCUGUGCAAGCCCGGAAUACCAAGUCAACGAGCAGUCCUGAGGUGAACAAGCUUCGAUCGCCUCAGACUGAACCCAAAGCUAUGCGCUCCAACCCCGAUAGCAUGUUUGCUUUCGAGAUGGAGAAUUCCGCGUCUCCGCGCCACUCGCUUAUUGGUCCUUCUUUUGCUCCUUCCUAUCAGGACCGCAUGAAUGCUUUGCAAUCCACGCGGGCUUCGAGCACUCCCCAAUCCCCAGAUAUCUCUGAGGAACAGCGCAGAAUGAAGACUGCAGAGCUGAAGCACUUACUUCUUAAUCCGCGUCCCCAGAAGCCCCCCCUCGGCUCAACCAACACCUGA
Messenger RNA from Penicillium nucicola, 924 nucleotides. RefSeq lists its product as uncharacterized. The transcript has a single exon. The record is from RefSeq and is a predicted model, not a curated record. The coding region runs from base 1 to 924 and encodes 307 amino acids. NCBI's taxonomy places the organism in Eukaryota, Fungi, Ascomycota, Eurotiomycetes, Eurotiales, Aspergillaceae.